Molecule: messenger RNA, 1170 nt
Organism: Carassius gibelio (silver crucian carp)
Lineage: Eukaryota; Metazoa; Chordata; Actinopteri; Cypriniformes; Cyprinidae
Product: sialic acid-binding Ig-like lectin 13
Exons: 5
Coding region: 8-649 (213 amino acids)
Source: RefSeq, a predicted model, not a curated record
UUAAAACAUGAACGUAACUCUUCAUAUGUCUGAUUUAGAUCCUCCCAGGAAUGUCUCAGUGUUCAUAAGUGGAUCAGGUGAAACAGUGGAAGGAGAUUCAGUGACUCUGAUCUGCAGCAGUGAUUCAAACCCACCUGCAGAAACCAGCUGGCUUAAGGAGAAUCAAAGCUCCUCUGUUGGAUCUGGACAGAGUUUCAGUGCACUACAGAGUGGACGCUUCUACUGUGAGGCUCACAAUCAACACGGAUCUCAGAGAUCAGAUGCUGUUACUGUCACUGUUAAAGAUAAAACAGUCCUGUAUGCAGCUGUUGUGAUCGCAGCCGGAUGUGGAGUUUUAUUUCUCAUCUGCAUCAUCAUGUUCAUGUUCAUAAGGAAGAGAAAAAGUGGAUAUGACAUCAGGCAGAAGCAGGUUCAACAACCUCCCAGCUCUGAGACAAACUACUCUGAUGAUGGUCUGUAUGCCAGAAUUUCAUCCAAGAGACCCAGCGCAGAUCAUACUAUAGGAAAAACUAUAAAGACAGUGUACACAAUGAUCCAACAUGUCAAAAACAUUGAGAGCAACGGGAAUCUGACCGUGCACCCUCUUGAUCCUGCUGUGGGAUCCGAUGCGAUGGUAGAUGAAUCUGUGAUUUACAGCGAAGUCAAAUGAUCCAGAAUCUGUCACGUGGAUCAAAAAUGAAGCUGGUCUCCAGCUGAGAGUAAAUAUAUCUACUGCAGCUUUGAAUCAGAUGUUAAUAAAGUGAUUUAAAUGUGUGUCAAGUCACAUGACAUUUCUUGACAUCAGCAGUUGAUUAGGAAGUACUGAUCAGAAAUACCAAUACCAUUAACUAAGACGUCCAUGGAGGUUAUGUAAGUGCACCUAGAUCAUUUUAAGACUGUGGUUUGUUGUUUGGGGUGUCUGUUUGGAGAAGUUACAACAUCAACUAGCUGCAUUUAAACGCCUGUGGAAACAUCUUCUGCUAAAAGCAUGUUUUGUAAUGUUUCCAAAGAUUUGCGUAAUUUUCCAUGACCUGCAGUCUCUUAGUCACUCUUCAGUAAGCAUCCGUUUUUGUGUCUUUUGUAUCUCUUUUUCAUCCUUCAUAAAACACGUUUGAUGCUUUGACAUUUUAAUUUCAUGCACGUUUGGUGUAUUGGUACAUUUUAAGAUUUAAAUAAAGUUUAUAAAGUCUA